Molecule: messenger RNA, 220 nt
Organism: Paramecium primaurelia
Lineage: Eukaryota; Ciliophora; Oligohymenophorea; Peniculida; Parameciidae
Source: the annotation of a GenBank genome assembly
AUGAAUAUUGGACCUCGCAGAAAUAUCAAAGAAAUUCAUCCAAUUCACUAAAACUUCAUUGAACCUCAUAAUUACUAAUCUAUAUUCAAAAGUCCUAUGAGUACUCUUUAACGAUAGCAAAGACCUUCCAAAUUACCUUCAUUCAAAGUUUCUAGUGGAUGUUAGGCUUCAGUUCUGUAUCGCCAUCUAUAUCUCCUAAAUGGAGAACUAGAAAUAUGAG